GGUGUCUUCUGGGGCUUAUCGAUUCUUCCUUAAACUGGGAAACUACUUUGUUCGAAUCUCAGAGCUUUUUCGUUUCCCAUCGGAAGAAGAAACUCAUAUAUACCUUCCAAAAAAUCCAUACGUCAAGUAUUUGUUCUCUAUCCUCUCUUUGUUGUCUUAUAAAUUCUUCAAGCAGGUUUCGAGAUUUCCUCGAAUCUGUUUUGUUCUUGUUCCUCAAAAAUGCUGGGUUUUUGAACGAACGAGGAUGACGAUGCUCAGAGUCCGAAGCAGAGAUGGAUUGGAGAGAGUGAGUGUAGAUGGACCUCAUAUCACAGUCUCCCAACUCAAAACCCUAAUCCAAGAUCAGCUUCAGAUCCCUAUCCACAACCAAACCUUAUCCACCAAUAGAAACCUUCUCCUCGCUAAGAGCCCUUCUGAUUUCCUAGCGUUCACCGACAUGGCCGAUCCUAACCUCCGAAUCUCGUCUCUCAAUCUAGCUCACGGCUCUAUGGUCUACCUUGCUUACGAAGGUGAGCGUACGAUUCGUGGUGGUCCUGCUGUAACGCCUGCUGGUUCCUUCGGGAGGAAGAUGACCGUCGAAGAUCUAAUCGCUCGACAGAUGCGCGUCGGUCGCCAGGAGAAGGCUCACUGCGAUUCCGUCUCGUUCGAUCGCGAUUGCGCCAAUGCGUUUCAGCAUUUCGUCAACGAGUCGCUUGCCUUCGCUGUCAAACGCGGUGGAUUCAUGUACGGGAACGUCUCUGAGGAUGGUCAGGUUGAGGUGAAUUUCAUCUACGAGCCACCGCAGCAAGGGAUGGAGGAUAAUCUGAUUCUGAUGAGAGACUCUGAGGAAGAGAAACGUGUUGAUGCUAUUGCUUUAGGGUUAGGGAUGAGGAGAGUUGGGUUUAUAUUCAACCAGACUGUGACUCAGGACAAGAAGGAGUACACUUUGUCUAACGUUGAGGUGUUGCUUGCGGCUCAGCUUCACGCUGAGAGCGAAUUGAAGGAGUGGGUCACUGCUGUUGUGAAGCUUGAGAUCAAUGAGGAUGGUGGUGCUGAUGUUCACUUUGAGCCGUUUCAGAUGAGUGAUAUGUGCGUUAGGUUGUUUAAGGAAGGAUGGUUCGAGACUGAGAUUGGACCUGAGGAUGAUCCCAAGCUCUCCAAGUUGAAGAAAGAGGUUGUUGUUGGAGUCAAGGAUGUUAAAGAAGUCGAUAAUGAUUUCUUCCUUGUUCUCGUCAAGAUCUUGGAUCAUCAGGGACCGUUGUCGUGUACCUUCCCGAUAGAGAACAGGAACACUCAAACAACAAUGCGGGCUUUGAAAACGCAUAUGGAGCGAGCAAGGAGCCUCCCAUUCGUGAAGAGGAUCUCUGAUUUUCAUCUGCUUCUCUUUGUGGCUCAGUUUCUAGACGUAUCAUCCGACGUCCCUGCGUUGGCUGAAUGCGUCCGUCUACAGUCUCAUGUCCCUGAGGGAUAUGAGUUGCUCAUCGACUCCAUGGCCAAUACUUCUUAAGUUUUACAAGUCUGUGUGUUCAUAUUCUCUCCUUUAGAUUUGUGUACAGCUGUUACUUCUUCCUUUAAAUUAUCUUUGCAUAUGGAAGAAUAAAAAGAAGAAAUAUUUCAGAGAAGUUAAGGUCUUAAAUGAUAGUUUUUAUUGGAUUAUCCUGUUCAAGUUCAAUGAAACAUUUACUAGUAC
Molecule: messenger RNA, 1669 nt
Organism: Arabidopsis thaliana (thale cress)
Lineage: Eukaryota; Viridiplantae; Streptophyta; Magnoliopsida; Brassicales; Brassicaceae
Gene: NPL41
Product: NPL4-like protein 1
Exons: 2
Coding region: 245-1486 (413 amino acids)
Biological process (GO): proteasome-mediated ubiquitin-dependent protein catabolic process; regulation of response to oxidative stress; cellular response to reactive oxygen species
Cellular component (GO): chloroplast outer membrane
Source: RefSeq, marked reviewed